Messenger RNA from Nasonia vitripennis (jewel wasp), 6968 nucleotides. RefSeq lists its product as uncharacterized. Gene Ontology annotation, cellular component: cytoplasm; nucleus. Gene Ontology annotation, molecular function: S-adenosylmethionine-dependent methyltransferase activity; tRNA binding. The transcript is spliced from 7 exons. Lineage: Eukaryota; Metazoa; Arthropoda; Insecta; Hymenoptera; Pteromalidae. The record is from RefSeq and is a predicted model, not a curated record. Gene Ontology annotation, biological process: tRNA wobble uridine modification. The coding region runs from base 385 to 3900 and encodes 1171 amino acids.
CACUCGAUGGCUGCCUCCGCGGCGCUCGAGCUGGCCAUGUUCCUCGAGGUCUGCCGGCCGUACCUCGAGUCGAGCCAGUCGGCGCGCCGGCCCCGGGGCCUCUGCACGCUCUGGGCCAUGCUGACCUUCUUGCGCACCGAGGAGGCCGGCCCGGAGUUUGCGCGCUGGUGCCAGAGGUACCGCCUGGCGCACCUGCGCGACCGGGACGAGGACGGGCCGAGCGUCGGGUCAGCGGGCUUCCGCCGGCUCCAGGGCCUCGAGCGCAAGCUCCUCCGCGUGCUCAACGACUACUUCUACUGCGGCCUCUGCCUGCCGCCCAACGACCUCGCCCUCUGACUCCUCCCCCCACCCCCGAUUUUGUUGCAGUAGCGGUAGAAAGGCAGCAUGUCCGAGAGCGACGGCGAGCAGGCGGCCAGGUCGCUCGCCCUCGAGCAAGCUUACGUGCACGAGGUGUACGAGCAGUGCGCCACCGACGGGACGGCCCAGGGCAGGCACUGGCCCCGCAUCCAGCAGUUCCUCGAGGAGCUCGAGCCCGGCGCGCUCGUCUGCGACAUCGGCUGCGGAAACGGCAGGUACCUCGGCCUCAACCGGAGCGCGUUCAAAGUCGGCGCGGAGCGCUGCCAGAGGUUCGCCAGCAUCGCGCGCCACAAGGAGAACGAGGUGCUCGCCUGCGACAACCUCUCCCUGCCCUUCCGGGACGAGAGCUUCGACGCGGUGCUCUCGAUCGCGGUGGUCCACCACUUCUCGACUACGGAGCGCAGGGUGCGCGCCCUCAAGGAGCUCGCCCGGGUCCUCCGGAUCGGGGGCCGCCUCAUCAUCUCCGUCUGGGCGAUGGAGCAGAGGCACCGCAAGUUCGAGUCGCAGGACGUCCUGGUGCCCUGGCCCAAGCCCUACUGCCUCAGCUCGUCCGGCAGUCCGAUUAAGCCCCGGGCGAGCACCUGCUCCGAGGACAGGCAGCACCGGGCCCAGAGCUACCUCCUCUCCAAGGGGAAGGGCAGCAAGCCCAGGAGCUACUGGAUAGACCCGAUAUUCAGCCCCUCGCCCUCGAGCAGCAGCCUCUCCAGCCCCAACGAAACCUGCUACAGCUUCUUCCGACGAGCCCUGCAGAAACUGGCGGGCGGCCGUCGCAGCAGCGGCGCCUGGCUCCUGGACAGCUGGCAGGCCAACGGCGGCAAGCAGCAGCGGAGCCGGGACGAGGACGAGGGCGACCUGGAUGACCUGCCGAUCGAGCUGCGCCGGCUCGAGGACCCGGCCUCGCUCAGGCUCGCCGCGAGCGCCAACUGCAGCGCUGCCCCACCGCAGCAGCACUCGGACAGCCUCGGCGUCAAGUCCAGGAGCCUCGGCAGCAUCGUCGAGGUGCAGCGGCUCGAGCUGGCGCGCUCCAGCUCGAGCAUACCGGGCCUCUGCGGCGAGCCGCGGGAGCCGCAGAAGCAGGAGAGCCUGCAGCAGAGGCAGGGACUGUCCCCGGCCUCCUCGAAGCCCCGGCUGGUCAAGCAAAAGAGCCACUUGCUCGACGAGGCCUGCUGUCCGGAGGCUCCUGAGAACACUGCCACGGAACCGAGCCUCGGGGACAUCCCGGAGCUGCAGGUGGAGCCGAGCGCGGAGCAGAGGCUGCCGCGCCGCGGAAAGGUGCAGAAGCAGAGCUCGAUGAACGAGGAGCUCAUGUCGAUCGAAAGACUGAAGGAGCGCGAGAGCGUGCGCCGCAACAUAACGAAGCAGGCCUCGCUGAACGAGGAGCUCAUCUACAAGAGCCGGCCGACCUUCGAGGCGUUCAGGGACAGCCUCUACUCGGGCAGCGCCAGCAAGCGCUUCCAGCUGCUCAAGAGUGGCCUUAGCAGCCGCAUCAAGCAGUCCACCAGCAACAUCGAGAAGGUCUCGGGCAUGUCCAUCAAGAACGGCUUCGUCCGGAUACUCCAGAGCUGGAAGUCGACCGAGAGCCCGUCGACGACGACGACGACGACGGCGCUGCUGAAGCGCGAGGGCCUCGAGCCGAUCGAGCGCCGGCUCUCCCGCGAGGACGGCUCCGACUCGUCCAAGGACAGCAGUCUGCAGAGCGACACGAGCGUCGACUCGGAGGACAGCUUCGCCUCGGUCAUCUACGUGCCGAAGAAGAACUCGAGCCCGCUGACCGAGGCCGCCGCGGCAGCCGUCCUCGGGCCGCCGCUCCAGCCCUCGGGCCCGGGCUACCAGCUGAACACGACCUCGGCGCCGCCCUCGCCGCGCCUCAAGUACGCCCCGGAGCUCGCGACGGCCCGGCGCCACACGCGGCUCAAGCUCAUGUCCGUGUCGCCGCUGCUCAAGCAGUUCCCCGCGACGAGCAAGAGCCUGCCGCCGCCCAGUCCGCCGGGGCUCUCGCCCAGGAGCCUCAACCAGGCGAACAUGCGGCCCUUCUUCUCCGGGAACGAGGCGGCCCCCAGCAGCGACAGGGCCUCGCUGCCCGAGCGGAUCGCCGAGGCGAAGAGGUCCUUCGACAGCCAGCCGCUGCCCGGGAUGCCGCCGACCCGGCCGGCCAAGCCCCCCGAGGACGGCUCGGCCCUGAUCGGCCUCAUCACCGAGCCGACAGACGAGGACGAGGAGAGCCGGCGCAACCGGCUGGACCAGAUCAAGGAGCUGCUGCUGCGCCAGAAGCCGGGCUUCGCGAGCCGCGCCAAGCCGGCCUUCCCGCUGGUCCGGCGGGCCAGCACCGCGAGCCCCGGCCGCCUGGAGAAGGCGAGCAAGGUGCUGCCGAGGCUGCUCUCCCUCGAGCUCUUCAACCCCGAGACCGACGACCUGGACAGCGACUCGAGCGGCGUCAGCUCACCCGAGUCCGUCGGCUCGGUCAUCAGCGUCAUCUCCGACGAGCGCUACGCCAAGAGCGGCAAGGAGCCCGGCGCCAACGGCAGCCAGUCCGGGGAGUCGGGCUCGCCGAGCCUCAAGCUGCUCGAGGCCGCGGCCAACGUCGCCAGCUCGCUCGAGGAGGCCGUGGGCGCGCUCAUCCAGCAGAAGCAAUCCAAGCCCGCGGCGAGUCCGGGCCGAAAAAUGUCUACGGCCGUGACCUGCAGCCAGGUGAGUAGCCCUAACGUCGAUACUCGACGGAGCGCGCUGGACGAGCACAUCUCGCCGGUCGAGAGCACGUGGAACGAGGAGUGCAAGAGGCACCUCGUCGACCUGACGGACCGGCUCAGCGGGAGCCUCGUCCACGAGAUCGACCAGUUCUGCCGCAGGAGCAGGCUCGCCGACGAGGCCCAGCCGAGCAAGCCGAGCAAGCCGAGCUCCGAUCGCCGGAGCAGCCUCGAGCAGUGCCACGCGCGUCAGGCCCCCGACUGCGGCGAGCCGGACGAUGAUAGUAAGCGCCGGACGAGUGGUAGCACCGACGAGGCCGAGCAGCAGCACGGCAACUCGAUCGAGUCGAGCGACAUCGGCGACUCGAUCGAGAACACGAUCAGCAGCGAGGCCAGCAGCCAGCCCGAGUCGCUGAGGACGCGGCGCUUCUGCACCGGCAGCACCGCCUCGCUCGCCUCCUCGAGCCUCGCCACCGAGCAGCCGGCCCGGGUGAAGCUAGCCGCGCAGGCCCGCUCCGCCUCCGAGGAGAUACCCCCCAGGCACCAGCGGCACCCGGCCCUCGCUCAGCAGCAGCACCACCACCAGCAGCAGCACCAGCAGCAGCACCAGCAGCAGCACCAGCGGACCGCCGGCCUGAGCAACGGCACCCUCAGCAACGGCACCCUCAGCGGCUCCUCCUCCCAGGAGUCCCUGCCCUCGGACCAGAUCACCUAUCACCAGUACUACCACGUGUUCCGGGAGGGCGAGCUCGACCAGCUGAUCAACAAGUACGUGGAGAACCUGCACAUCAUCUCCUCGUACUACGACCACGCGAGCUGGUGCAUCGUCGCCGAGAAGGUGCAGGUCUGGACCAUAUGACUGCUGCUGGAAAUCUAUCGUCGCCGCGUUAUUAGCUAGUUAUUGUUCUACGCGUAGCUACCCUUAACCGUUUCUUCUGAUAUUAUGCACGAAUCACGGACUCGAUCAUUUUUUAUUAUCAUUAUUGUUCGACGUUACAUUUGAUACUUUGGUGACUCGAGCAAUUUGUAACUUUUUAUAAAACACUUGUAGCAGUACACUAUCUCGCUCGCUAAUCGCGUCGACUCUCGGCUUCGAGGCGAAGACUCGAGUACGUUAUAAAAUAUUGCGACAAACUCGGCUUUCAUCGUCCCAGAGCAGGAUUAUCACUACCGCCUCGAGAUCUACGAUAUAUGAGAAUUCUUAGGACGUAGCUAGUAGUGCGACAAAGGCUAUCGGAAAAAAUGUUUUCUACUUGAAAAAAUUGACAAUCCUCGUUAAAAGUCUAUAUACCGAAUGUCUGAAAUAUAGGAAGGAUAGCGAGGAAAAUAAAGUGGAGAAUCUUAACACACGAGAGAUAAUAAUUAGGAAAACCAAAAAGUGUCUAUCUCAAGGUAAUGCCAGCGAGCGUCAACCUUCUCAAUAUACGCAUUCAUUAUAUACGAUGCGCGCGCCAAGGAUCGGCUCUCUCAAUAUUUCCUCUUCUUUUUUCUAUAUCAACGUCCGCAUAAACGCGCAUACACUCGACUUGAGAGAUCGAGGCAGACAUAAAUAUAUCCGACGCGCAUAGAAGCUCUUGUAACACUAUAUACGCUCUAAUAAUCACGUUGUAGGCUCAACGUUAUAUAGCUAUAUAUAUAUAUAUAUUACGAUAUAGUCAAGUAAGCGCCACUCUGUAAAUAUGUAAUAUACAAGUGUCAUUGUACAAGGAACAACAAGCGGAACAACGCCCUCGACGUAAGCGCACGCGUUCUUAAACCAUAGUCCCUUGUAACCUGUAUAGUUGCAUACACACCGAGAGAUGCGUGCGAGCUUUUUUCGUAGUCACUCGCUCGCAGGGCGCACAAGCCCGCAUUAUGUAUCUAUGUUUACUGCAUCGUAUGUCGACUCGUUCGGUUGCGUGAGUGAGCUUGUACUGUCAAGUGACGCAACUAUUCUACACCGAUGAUGCAAGCUUAUACAAUAUAUCCUCCGUUUUCCUUUCUAGCUAGACAUGUACGUUAUAUACGUAUACUAUAAUACAUAGAUUAGUGCCACCGUAUAGAACUAGCUGAUAUGCGUAUAAACGAUCACGCUUCGCUAUCGGGGGUCGGGAAUUUUUCUUUGGAGGAACUGUCUUUGUCGCGGGGGGGGGGAGGAGGAGGAUUAAUUUUCGUUGACGUUACGUUGAACAAGCCGUCGCGUUAUAUCGGCGCGACGAGAACCACGGACAAUAUGUACAUAUGUUUAAACAUAUUGCGUGCGUAUAUCAAUGAUAUAUACAAUAUGCGUAAGUAUAGGAAGUAAUUUUUUAACGAGCAAAAAAAAAAAAAAAAAAAAAUAACGAAUUAUCGAAUUAGUGUAAAAGGAAAAGGUUGAAAAUUAACGUUGACAUCGUUUGAACCUGAGAUUAUCUUAUCCAGUUCCUCCGAAAAUUGUCCGGCGACGCGUCUUCGGGCCGGCAAUAGAAAUGACGAAACGAUAUUAGCAUCGAAAUUUAAAAUUGUACUUGCAAGACAUUCCCAAGAAUUCAAAACUUGUUUCCUUUAUUUCAAGUGCCUACAUUCUAAGCUGAACUUGCAAGUCGAAGCUUCGGAUAAUAUCGUUUCGCGCACGCACACACACACACACACGCGUCCCGAAGACGCUGAUUGCGCGCGAGAAACGAAAACUCUAGUCAAGGCUCUAAUCGAGACGACCUGCGCGUCUCCCGCACACAACGCGAUAUAUACACUGUACUGAACGCAGGUGUAACGUAUAAUAUUUAGAAAAAUAAAGCAGGAAAAAGCUGACAAUGCAUAACGAAGAGAGAGAGAGAGAGAGAAAGAGGACACGCGAUCGAUGAGUCGGGUACAGUAUAGGCGAGUUUUUAUCGAUAAACAAACUAUAUAAAUGCGUAUACGUAGACGCAGAAAUAUUAAAACUAUAUACAAUUGAUGCGCGAGAGGGGAUCGAAGUAAUGUUAAAGCAAACCGCAAAGAAUAACCAACUAAACUUAAAUUAUUUAACGAUGAAACCAAAAACCGCGCGAGUUCAUAUAUAUAUAUAUAUAUAUUAUACACUCACACAAAGUAGUCAGCAGCUUCUCGGGGCAGCCGUUCAUUUGUGCCGAUCGCGCAAGUUAGUUCUAUAUUGUCUACUAAACUAUCGAAAGGGAGAGCGCGAGCGGAGUGAGAGAGAGAGAGACAGAGCGAUUGUAAACACAUUUGCAACUCCACCGUUCUCGUAUAUAUAUAUAUACCAAUAGGCGCGUUCGUUCGGAGCUUUAGCGAGGAGAAAAGGAUUGAUUACACCGAAAUGCACCAUCAUCGCGCGCGAGUAGAAAAUAAUGUCGCUGACGAGAGAGACGCGCCUGUGGAGCUCUGAGAAAUGGACUCGUCUGAUGCAGGGCCCAGCCACAGUCGGACUACUCGUGACGAAUGCGAAAAUAAAGCAUAAUUAUUGUCGGACCGAUGCUCAGACAAUUCACUCUCUCGGAGCUUCCGCAGCUGACCUCUGUAAGUGUACCGGCUUGCGGAAAAAACAAUAAACUAUAAGAACAAGUUUAACGCUAAAACAUACGCACUCACAUACAUAUAUAUAUAUAUCCCGCCAUAUCGGAUAAGAAGGACACAAGAGCGAUAUUGUACGUUGCAUCGAGCCAAGUUUCUCGUAGAGGCUUCGUUCGACUGUUGUUUAAAGCUAAAGCAAAAAGAAAGAACUAACAAAUUUAAUGCAUAUAACAGAGAAUAUAUAAAUAUACAAUAAAACAAAUUGCAGGACGGCCGGUUCGAAGCAUAAAUGCGAAUAAAGAGAAAAUCCACAUUAAUAGGUAUAUGCGAAAUAAGCAAAUAAAAAGAUGAAAUAAUUAAAGUAUGAAUAUAAAAAAAAAACUCGUUGCGAAGUUAAGUUUUAUAUCUAACGACCAUGCGUAUUAUUAAUAUUAUACAAAAAAAAAAAAAAGAUUAAAU